AUUUAUGAAGUGGGUGAAGUAAAAGGUUAGAGGCGGGGCUUGUGAUGUUAGCGCCCCGCCCACCCGAGUGCGGGCCAAUGGGCUUCCUCUGCGUCCCGCUGUAACCGAACACACAUUCGCGGUGAGCGUCGCCGGGUUCACACCAUCCUCACACCUCCCGCCGAACCGAAAGCGCAUCAGCAAACUCCCAGAUGACCCGCAGUAGAAUGACGCGCGUCCGGAGCGCGGGUGUGUUUGUCGAGCUCCGCGUUCAUCUGAACGGACCCCUGCUCUCCAUCUCUCCGAGAUCAGUCUGAGCGUCUGGCAACUUCUCCAAACCUGUGCGCACGGAGCCGGACUGACAGCGCGCUCCUCCUGUUCUGUAGUUGCAUGUGCGCAUGAGAAGAGCUUCUGCAGAUCAGAUGGUUUCUGCUCAGAAUGAACCCUGAACACUGACUGCCCGCUUUUCGUCUCUCCGGCGGCGCAGUCCACAGUUAUUGACCGAAGUGCGGACAUUCACAGCACUGACAGAAGAUCGUGGACAUCUCAUCACUUGCUCCACUCUCUGACAUCCGCAGAGCCACAGAUGCGAAUCAAAGUCGAGUAAAGCAAGAGGAAUAUAGGUGUCCGAGUGCGCUGUAGCGAUGCUGCAAGUGGAAAUGAUCCUAUUCGUGGGUGUGAUUCUGUGGAUGUGUGUAUUUAGUCAAGAGCCCAGCUCAAAGGUGAUGGCUGAUCGAUACGCUGUCUACUGGAACCGAAGCAACCCCAGGUUUCACCGUGGAGACUAUCACAUCGACGUCUGUAUAAACGACUACCUGGAUGUCUACUGUCCGCACUAUGAAGACUCGGUCCCUGAGGAGAGAGCGGAGCGUUAUGUGCUCUACAUGGUCAACUACGACGGCUACAGCACGUGUGACCACACGGCCAAGGGCUUCAAGCGCUGGGAGUGCAACCGGCCGCUCUCGCCCAACGGCCCGCUCAAGUUCUCCGAGAAGUUCCAGCUCUUCACGCCCUUCUCGCUGGGCUUCGAGUUCAGACCGGGCCGAGAGUAUUACUACAUCUCAUCCAUGAUCACAGAAACCGGGAGAAGGUCGUGUCUCAAGCUGAAAGUCUUCGUGAGACCACCGAAUGGCUGCGAGAAAACCAUAGGCGUUCAUGACCGCGUUUUUGUCGAUGACAAAGUAGAAAAUGCAUUAGAACCAAGAGACGACACCAGUCACGAGGCCGAACCGUCUCGGAGCGACGUGUCGACUUCAGGCCUGCGACACCAAACGUCUCGCCCCCUGCUGGCCCUGCUGCUGCUCUGCAUCUCUGUCUUCUUCACCUUAUAGCCCCUCGAGCGGACCUCGGGAAAUUGGGGAGGGCUUGAGAUCCCACAGGAACACUCCUGCUGCGUUUUUGUUUUGUUUUCCAAUAUUUAAGUGGUCCUUCGCCGCCUUCGAGUAAGAAGAGUCAAUCAUCUGCACAAAGAAGGAAUGCGGAUCGCCUGUUUAACCAACCGACCAAUCAACUGCGGCGGCAGGUCGCUGCGGAUUGGCUGCUGGGAGGAAGGGGGCGGAGUUUUGUGUGUAAUUUGAGCAUGUGUUAAGACACGCCGGAGGCCCUGUGAGAACUGAACGAUUUUAAUUGGGUGUCACAUAAACAUCAAGUCGAGUUAUAAACCCGAUAUAAAUUAUACACACACACACACACACACACACACACAAAGACUAUUGCCUUUCGUCCUUCGUCUGCCUUCUCCCAACAAAUUGCAGAAUUUAUCCGAAGAAACGGUUUUGCCGCAGGAUGUUUCCCAAUCGAAGGUUGGUUUGUCUGAACCUGGGUUUGAUUCUCUUCUGCGAUUCGAGGGAUCUCUCUUAGUAGACCACACCACUAAAAACAAUGAUUUUGUAUUUUGUAAGAUGAACACAACGGCAACAUAAAUAUCUAUAUUUUUCCUAUGACCUUUUAUCAAUUGAUACGAGAUAUCAACAUUAACGGAUCAUGGAAAUUCUUUUCUUGUCAUAACUGUGUGUCCGAAUCUCUUUUAGGAACCAAACAUGGAACGGGACUCCGCAUGAUGUUUUCCCUUCUACAUGGGUGAGAGUAAAGUACAUGUUUGUUUGACUAGGCCUUAUACUGUACACUAUACUGAUAUAUCUCCUGGAAGUGCUGCGAAUUCAGCGUUUCCAUCGGGGAAAUAAAGUCUAGCUUCAUUUCUUGAUUUUA
Messenger RNA from Carassius gibelio (silver crucian carp), 2187 nucleotides. RefSeq names its product ephrin-A5b-like. Bases 624 to 1310 code for a protein of 228 amino acids. The transcript has 5 exons. Gene Ontology annotation, biological process: axon guidance; regulation of actin cytoskeleton organization; ephrin receptor signaling pathway. The record is from RefSeq and is a predicted model, not a curated record. NCBI's taxonomy places the organism in Eukaryota, Metazoa, Chordata, Actinopteri, Cypriniformes, Cyprinidae. Gene Ontology annotation, molecular function: ephrin receptor binding. Gene Ontology annotation, cellular component: plasma membrane; external side of plasma membrane.